Molecule: messenger RNA, 1416 nt
Organism: Camellia sinensis
Lineage: Eukaryota; Viridiplantae; Streptophyta; Magnoliopsida; Ericales; Theaceae
Source: RefSeq, a predicted model, not a curated record
AUGAUGGAGAAAGAUAUGCUGAUACAAUUGUGGAUGACAAAUGGUUUUAUUACAUCUAAAGAACAAACGACAUUACAUAAUGUGGGCCAUGGGAUUUUCUGGGACUUGGUUUGGUGGUCCUUCUUACAAGAUGUGGAAGAGCACGAGGAUGGAACAAUAGUUUGUAAAAUGCACGACCUCAUGCAUGAUCUUGCACAAUCUAUUAUGAGAUACGAAUGCUCUAUUAUGGUGCCUCAUGAGGCCAUGAAAAUUCGAGAUAAAAUUCGUCACUUGUCUUUUAAUAUUGGCCAUGGAGGGAUUGUUCCUUGGAAUGAGAUUGUAUUUGAAGUCCCGUCUUUGCAGUCUGUCUUAAUAUUGUCCCGGCCUGUCAUCUUCACUUACAAGGACAAUUGUUCACCUUACAUUUCAAAUCAAAAGUAUCCUAGAGUGUUGGAUUUUGGUAAAAAUGCUUAUGAGAAGUUGUCAAUGUCAAUUUCCAAUUUCAGCCAUCUUAGGUAUCUGGACAUGUCAUGGUCUAAUAUGAAAAUUCUACCGGAAUCAAUAUGUAAUAUCCAAAACCUGCAGACACUGAAGCUACAAUAUUGCCGACAACUUCAGAAGUUGCCCAAGCGCAUGAAGCACAUGAGAAAUCUCACUUACUUGGACAUCACAGGGUGUGAUUCUCUUACUUCAAUGCCUGAUAAAAUGGGACAAUUAACUUGCCUACAAAGACUAGGCAUGUUCAUUGUGGGCCAAGGUGAGGGUUACCAAAUUGGUGAGCUGAAAGAAUUAAAUCUUGGGGGUACGUUGAGCAUAAAGAGACUCGAGAAUGUAAGAAAUUCAAAAGAUGCCAAGAAGGCCAAUUUGAAGAGGAAACAAGAUCUUAUUUCUUUAGAAUUAUAUUGGAGCAAGAGCAAUGAAGAAAACAUUCCAAAGAAUGUCAAAGAGGUUCUUGAGAGUCUCCAACCUAAUUUGAAUCUGAAGAAGUUGAGCAUAAAUUUCUUUCAAGGUUCAAAGUUUCCAAAUUGGAUGUUGGGUUUGGUUCUUAAAAAUCUGGUUGAGAUCUCCUUAAAAGAUUGUAAAAGAUGUGAACAUCUUCCUCCUCUUGGCAAACUACAAUCCCUAAAAAUUCUCAAGGUUGAAUGCGUGUUUUCUCUUAAGUACUUCAACCAUGGGGAUUAUGGAGAUGGGGAAAGUUCAUUCCCUGCAUUGGAGACUCUCAUGUUCAAUGAAAUGCCAAGUUUGGAGGAGUGGGCAAUAGUGGAUAGAGGACAAAUUUGCCCUUGCCUACGGAAGUUGGUGAUAUCUGGGUGCCCCAAAUUGACAAAUUUGCCUUCUCUUCUAGCACUUGAGAGAUUAACAAUUGAGGGAGGCAAUGAAAUGUUAUUUAGGUCCGUGAUUAAUCUUAUGGCCUUGGAGUCCUUACACCUUGUAUGA